AAAUCAUACGCGAUCUACAUUUACAAAGAUGGAGUCGGCGCAUGCCAGCCUGGCCAGCCAUUUGAGGUGGGAUUCUCCACAGACAGUGGGAUCAAGAAUGUGCAGUUUGACACAAAGACAGUAAACUUGGCCACUGUGAAAGGAAAUACUGGUGAGAUAGGAGGUGUAGCCUUUGAAACUGGCAGUACAUUAAGUGGGAGUCAGCUGUGCCAGAGGUACCUGUGCAAACAUUCAGAUCUGGUAUCCAACCGACAUUUCCAAGCCGAGAUUGAUGAGCUCUACAAGUGUCCAUGCACGCUUGACCGGCUGGGAUUGCAGUGGCAGCUGGUCAGAGAAGACAAGAGCACACAGUGUUAUGCUAUCAGUGCAGUAGCCAAGAGAAGACUGUUACGGACCAACCAGAGAAACAGGCUUUGCUGUUACUCAUGGAAGCCUCCAAAGAGCAACAGUUGGAAGGACUGGUUUGAAUCUUGGCAGGCUGGCUCCUUCCUUGGAACUGGGCAGUUACUCAUUAGUGACCCCUGGCAAUUCUCAUCCUCAUUCAGCAACCCAAGGGCUUAUGAAGAUGCUCAGGAAAACAUGCAGGCUCGUACCUGGUGCUGUGGGAAAUCCCCAUUAAAGUACUGCCAGAGAUUUAACACAAUCUUUGGGGACCUUCAGUGCACACCAUAUCCAGUCUUUGUUCCUGCAUCAGCCCUUGGUGAUCCUACCAUUGUGACCCUGGACAAUUCUAGCUAUGCCAUGAAUGGCUGGGGAGAAUAUGUUCUGAUGGAUGUCCCAAGUGAGAGCUUUAAACUUCAGGCCCGCACACAGAGGAUAGAGAUCAAUGGGACAUUAUCCAAUGGAACUGUGUUCUCAGCUUUUGCUGCUCAAGAGAAACACUAUGCCAGGUUUCAAGUACAGCUGUCACAGACAAACACAAGCAUGGUGAUUUUAGUUGAUGGGAUGGAUCUCACCAACAAGUUCUACAGGGAUGCAGGUUUCACUUGGUCCACGGAUUACAUCAACGUUGUCAGGAGAAAUGAAAGUGGCAAGCUCCUUGUGGCAGCAACAUUCCCCUGUGGUGUGUCCAUCAAAGUGCAUGUGGGUCUGAACAGUCUGGAGAUUGACUUAGAGGUGGACGUGUCUCUGCGAAACAAAACAAGAGGUCUCCUAGGCAACUUCAACCAAAAUCCCUUAGAUGAUUUCCUGUUAGCAAAUGGCACUGUACUCUCUCCCAACAUCACAGAGAGACAGAUCUUGCAGGGUUUUGCUAAUCAGUACCUGGUAACUGAGGCCACAUCUGUAUUUAUAUACAACAAAGGGGAGAGCACCAAAGAUUAUCAGCAUCCAGAGUUUGUCCCACAGUUUGUGGAUGAAACUGAUCCAGAUCGAUUGGCGGAUGCAAAGAGAAUUUGUGGGGAGAGCAAUAAAGCCUGCAUUUAUGACAAAAUUGCUACAGGGAAUACCGAUUUUGCAAGAAAUACCAAAGAGGGAAAGGAAGCCAAUGACUUUAAAAUACAAAGUUUCAACAACACCCCACCCACAAUAAGUUUGUCGGUCAGCAACAACAUCAACAACAACAGCUGGCUGGUGACUGAGGGAAAGCCAAAUUCUCUCAGAGUGGAAGCACAUGAUAGUGAUGAUGGUGACCAAGUCACUUAUGAGCUGCUAGAGAAUGCCACUGGAGUGGUUCUUUAUCAGAAUGGAACUGUCACCUACACACCAAAUCUUCAAGCUCCUGUCAGUCUUGGCAUUCAAGCCAGGGAUUCUAAAGGUGCCUACUCCCCAAUUGUGAGAAUCGCCAUAGCUGUAUGUCCAGUCUGUAGUCAACAUGGGACCUGUAGCACCACCGACACCCAGGCUGAGUUCCUGGAGGGACAGUUCCAGAUAUUCAAGUGCAACUGUUACCCUGCCUACACAGGUGACAAAUGUGAGUCUGAGCUGGAUGCCUGUAAGUUAUCUCCCUGCCUAGAGGGACAGAACUGCACUGAUCUGACAGCAGCUGAGCAGGGAAACAACUCUGUUGGCUACAGUUGUGGGCCUUGUCCUACAGGGACUAAAGAAGUCAAUGGGUCAUGUGAAGAUAUAAAUGAAUGCCUGGAGAGCACACUAUGUGAGCAAGAGUGUCUGAACACGUACAGAUCAUACAGUUGUUUUUGCAGGCCAGGGUAUAGAGUCAGUCAGACAGACAGCCGAGCUUGUACUGACAUUAAUGAAUGUGAAGAGAGAACCUCCGGCUGUACACAAGAGUGCACCAACACAGAGGGAAACUACACAUGUUCAUGUCAACAGGGCUAUACACUUGGCUCUGACUGGAAAUCGUGCAUCAUUGAAUGUGAAAGCCCCAACUUUGGAGACAACUGCUCCAGCACCUGUGAGUGUCGAGGUAGAGGGACCUGUGACAAUGUCCGGGGAUGUGUCUGUGAUGAGUCCUGGUCAGGAAGCAACUGUGAACAAGAUGUGAAUGAGUGUGCAGACCCUGACAGAUGUGCUGAUGGACUAGUCUGUGUCAAUGAGCCCGGUUCUUUUAGCUGUGUCUGUCCAGAUGGUUACUUGAUGGUCAGUGGAGUUUGUACAGACGUUGAUGAAUGUACAGACUAUAAGAAUCGCUGUGAUCUGAAUGUGGAAGAUUGCUAUAACAACAUUGGCAACUACAGCUGUCAAUGUAAGGAAGGCUACACAAGAAAUCUGGCUACAGGGCUUUGUGAAGACAUUGAUGAGUGUGCCAGCCACAAUGAUGGCUGUGAGCAUCUCUGUGAGAAUGGGCCUGGCAGUUACAGAUGUGUGUGUAAUCAGGGAUACAGACUGGCUGCUGACCAACACAAGUGUGACCAGUAUAAAACAGUGUGUAACCUAAACUGCAGCCAUGGAUGUAGUCUUGCAGAGAAUGGAACUGCAUUCUGUAUCUGUCCCCGUGGAUACACAAGUAUUGGCACAAAUGCUUGUCAAGACAUAAAUAAGUGUCUGUCACAAGAAGAAAAUCAGUGUGAUCACAAAGACAGAUGUACAAACACAGACGGAGGCUACACUUGUUCCUGUCAACCUGGCUACAGGCUGGAGAAUGAUGGCAGGAAGUGUUCAGCCUGCAGUGGUGGAACCUGGGGCGUACAGUGUAACAGAAGCUGUUCUUGUGGGAAGGGAGCUAUUCGUUGUGACCCAGUGACGGGAUGUAUCUGUAAACCUGGAUACACAGGAGAACACUGCACUGAUGUCAUUGACAGAUGUGCUAACGGAGAACUGACAUGUCAAACAAAUGAAGAAUGUGUCAUUGCUGGCGGCAGCUCUGUCUGUCAGUGUCGCAAGGGAUUUGUCUGGGUCAGUGGACUGUGUCAAG
Molecule: messenger RNA, 3316 nt
Organism: Candidula unifasciata
Lineage: Eukaryota; Metazoa; Mollusca; Gastropoda; Stylommatophora; Geomitridae
Source: the annotation of a GenBank genome assembly